UUCAUUCUUUACCCACGGAUCCAUUAAUCAGGAAAUGAGAGAAAUGUGCAAACCCUAAUUCCCGAACAUGACGCCGAACCAUCUGAGAUCCGUCACGGCGCAGGUAACUCGCGGAGGGAGUUCCGUGGUGUCUCGCCGCAGCUUAUCUACGGGAUCUCGCCGCAAAUUAUCUUCCUCCCCUAUUGUCUAUGUGAGGAAGGUAGAGAGGUUCAUAGCUCGGUCAGUCCAUGUAAAGGGAGAUACUGUAUCGGAACUUGAGGAGAUGCGGAAAAAGGAUAUUAAGGACGCUUUGGGGUGGAUCCCUCGGGAACUGGAGGAGGAUCUAAGGGAAAAGAUGUGGCCUGAACUAAGGGAGAUGAAAAGGAUGUGGUCUGAUGCAAAGGAGACUAUGUUUCCUGUACGAAAAUCCUAGAAGCUUUGUGUCCAGUGAAAAAAAAUUGCUUUUUCUUUUGUUCGAGUGUAAUGAUUUUUUUUUUAUUGUAAUAUCAAAAGUAUAUAUGAACGAACAUGAAUCCUGUGAUGGACCACUUUAUAUAUCCAGUUUAAUGAAAUGAUGCAUGCAUAAUAAUAAUUCAUUUAAAGUG
Messenger RNA from Thlaspi arvense, 584 nucleotides. NCBI's taxonomy places the organism in Eukaryota, Viridiplantae, Streptophyta, Magnoliopsida, Brassicales, Brassicaceae. The record is from the annotation of a GenBank genome assembly.